Messenger RNA from Rotaria sp. Silwood1, 306 nucleotides. The record is from the annotation of a GenBank genome assembly. NCBI's taxonomy places the organism in Eukaryota, Metazoa, Rotifera, Eurotatoria, Philodinida, Philodinidae.
AUGGGUAGUUUUGAUAGAUGUCUUGUUGAUGCACCAUGUAGUUGUACAGGUGUUAUAGCAAAAGAUCCAGCAGUGAAAAAUUCUAAAGAUGAAAAAGAUAUUCAACGAUGUUUUACUGCACAACAAAAUGAAGCAGUCGUACAAUAUGCAUUAAAUAAUCGACCAGUAAAACUUGUUGAAACAGGUUUAGAAUUUGGUAUAGAAGGUUUUACAAAUUUUAAAGGCACAUCAUUUCAUCCAUUUAUGAAAUAUUGUCGUCGAUAUUAUCCGCAUUUAUAUAAUUUGGAUGUUUUUUUUUGUUUCUAA